AUGCGUAUCAAUGUGUUGAUCAACUUUCUUGCUGCCCUGGCGGUAGCAGUCGAGACGAAACCUCCAAGGCGGGCAGUGAAUCAUGUUGUUCAUGAGGAACUGCACGUCUCACAGAGGAGUUGGACGAAGGGCUAUCGCCUGUAUGGGACAUCGACACUGCCUGUUCGCAUCGGCCUCGCGCAGCAGAAUCUCCAUCGAGCCGAAGAGUACAUCAACGCUGUUUCACACCCCAAAUCGAAGGACUAUGGCAAGCAUUGGUCCCGUGAACGAAUUAUUGAGACCUUUGCGCCAAAACAGGAAUCUGUCGACGCUGUCAAGGAGUGGCUGGAAGCCGAGGGUAUUGAAUCAAGUCGCAUCGAGAUGUCAAAGGGCCGUCACUGGCUUGAGUUCAAAGCGACAGUACAAGAGGUAGAAGGACUUCUUAAGACGAAAUAUCAUAUGUACAAGCACACACAGCUUGGUCACCCUCACAUCGCCUGCGACAAAUACCAUGUGCCAGAUCACUUGGUCAACCACAUUGAUAUAAUCACGCCGACUGUUCACUUCGAUCAACGCAUUGGCCGGGAAAGAGAAAACAAGAAAGUUCCACUUUCUGAGGACAAGGUGGACGAGCUGAAGAAGCGGUCCCUGGCCAAACGACAACGUCCUGAAAAUGGAAUCCAGGGCAUACCGGGUGGUUCUGGAUUCUCCCCAAAGCAAGGUGAUAUGAUUCAAAACGCUCUGGCAACCUUGGACGACUGCGAUCAGAUGCUCACGCUUGACUGCAUUCGCGCCCUGUAUGGGAUACCGAGGGGUUCGCUUGCCCAAUCGAACAAUACCCUUGGCAUCGUUGAAUACACGCCUCAGGCUUUCCUUCAAAGCGACCUCAACAUGUUUUUCGCCGAAUUUUCACCCGAUAUUCCUUCCAAGGAACCGGUUGUACAGCUCAUUGACAAUGCCGUUGUCCAGACACAAAACCAGAGCUUUGAUUUCAACGGAGAGUCCUCCCUCGAUCUCGAAUUUGCUAUGGGCCUGAUCAAUCCACAGCGAGCCACCCUGUAUCAAGUUGGCGAUUUGAACAAAGGCGCUAGCUUUGGUAAUUUUCUCGACGCUAUCGAUGGCAGCUUUUGUACAUUCCAAGGUGGCGAUUCGGUAGAUCCCAACGUCGAUAGCCCUUAUCCGGACGAUGUUAGGUGCGGCACCGCCAAUGCGACCAAUGUCAUCUCAACGAGCUACGGUUAUAAUGAAGGCGACCUGGGCUCGAAAUAUAUCCAAAGGCAGUGCCUAGAAUAUAUGAAACUAGGUUUGCAAGGCGUCAGCAUGAUUUUUUCUUCGGGCGACGAUGGGGUAUCAGGCAAUGGGAAUACUUGCAUUGACCCGGAAACGGGUGCUUAUAACGAUGGAUCUUCUGGUCUCUUCAAUCCCGGAUUCCCAGGCACAUGCCCGUAUGUUACCUCGGUCGGCGCCACCCAAAUCAUGAAUGGAUCUUCCGUUCGGUCCCCCGAGAGCGCCUGCGAGCUAGUCAUCAUCUCGAGGGGAGGAUUCAGCAAUGUCUUCCAGAUGCCCUCGUACCAACAAAAGGCCGUCGCGGAUUACUUCGCCAACUCAGCCCCGUCAUACAAUUCCUCGCAGUUCAACAACUCGAUGACGGUCCGAGGCUACCCCGAUGUCGCGGCCAACGGCGCAAAUUAUGUAACAGCAGUCGACGGCGAGUUUUCCCUGUUCUACGGGACUUCGGCCUCGGCGCCCGUGUUCGCUUCAAUGAUCAACAUGAUCAACGAGAAGCGCAUCGAGGCCGGCAAGGGCCCUGUGGGGUUCAUCAACCCGGUGCUCUACGAGAACCCGCAGAUCAUGAACGACAUUACGACGGGCAACAAUCCCGGCUGCGGUACCGAUGGGUUCGCGGCCGUGGAGGGGUGGGAUCCGUUGACGGGGCUAGGGACGCCGGACUAUCCGUCCCUGGAGAAGUUGUUUACAGGGUUGCCGUGA
Molecule: messenger RNA, 1968 nt
Organism: Pseudomassariella vexata
Lineage: Eukaryota; Fungi; Ascomycota; Sordariomycetes; Amphisphaeriales; Pseudomassariaceae
Product: Pro-kumamolisin
Exons: 1
Coding region: 1-1968 (655 amino acids)
Biological process (GO): proteolysis
Molecular function (GO): tripeptidyl-peptidase activity; serine-type endopeptidase activity
Source: RefSeq, a predicted model, not a curated record